This is a messenger RNA of Austrofundulus limnaeus, 810 nucleotides long. Its product is annotated as pollen-specific leucine-rich repeat extensin-like protein 3. The coding region runs from base 24 to 770 and encodes 248 amino acids. The transcript has a single exon. NCBI's taxonomy places the organism in Eukaryota, Metazoa, Chordata, Actinopteri, Cyprinodontiformes, Rivulidae. The record is from RefSeq and is a predicted model, not a curated record.
UAUAACGUAGGAAAGGAGCCAGGAUGGAGCCAGACUAUUCUGGACCGUAUGUAAUCCAGCAACUCCUGGGUAAGACAGCAGUGUUGAGAACAACAAAGGGUCAAAUCUUGAAAACAAAGCACAGUGUCGGUCACCUAAAGCCCUACAAAAGGUGUCAUGGGGGAGACAAGCAAGCUGGGCCUGAUGAGUCUCCAAUGGAAGGUCAGAGUUGUGCCUCAAGUGAGAAGCCACAACAGAGGGAGUCUGUCAUAAAGUAUGUAGGUAAACCGCCCCCUCCCAGGAUGUCUCCCUCGCCCUCUCCCAGGAUGUCUCCCUCACCCCCUCCCAAGAUGUCUCGAUUGUCUCAUUCGCCCCCUCCCAGGAUGUCUCCCUCGCCCCCUCCCAGGAUGUCUCCCUCACCCCCUCCCAAGAUGUCUCGAUUGUCUCAUUCGCCCCCUCCCAGCUUGUCUCCCUCGCCCUCUCCCAGGAUGUCUCCCUCGCCCCCUCCCAGGAUGUCUCCCUCACCCCCUCCCAAGAUGUCUCGAUUGUCUCAUUCGCCCCCUCCCAGGAUGUCUCAUUCGCCCCCUCCCAGGAUGUCUCCCUCGCCCCCUCCCAGGAUGUCUCCCUCGCCCCCUCCCAGGAUGUCUCCCUCGCCCCCUCCCAGCUUGUCUCCCUCGCCCCCUCCCAGGAUGUCUCCCUCGCCCCCUCCCAGGAUGUCUCCCUUGCCCACUCCUAUGAUGUGCUCGAGUACUGUUCAGCAUCAAGGUGCAGUAGUAUCGCAUAACAUUUAGUUCUGACCAGUUGGUCCUGGGUUCUGACCAGUUGGUCCUG